GUGGUCAAUUUGCUUACACCAGUUAUUACCACACCCCUCUGGCUAAUGUAUUUGAAUAGGCCAGGCAUACAGUAAAUCAAAUAACUUAACGCUUUCCAUUAAAUGCUUGAAUGAGCCUGGGAUGUCAAGUGCUCAAACAUUCCGAAUUCGGCGCCUCAUUCCUGAUUUAGCUGGAAACGAUUGCAGACAUUAGUCAAAACGGUCACUUCUAAGUUCUGACUAUUGAAGCGAAGAAGUUCGUCAAGGAAUAUUCUUCGUUUUUUUCAUUUUUUCAUCGUAGAGCUCGAUGUCGCCUAUGAAUGAACUAUAAGUCACAACGACCCAAUGUUCAACAUAUUGAGCAUUUUGUGACUUUUUUCUUAGUGUCGAAUUUCGACGAAGCCAUGCGCUGCCAACCACGAUGAAACGGUGCGGUGGAGCAUGAUCAGGGAACUGGAUAGAGUGUGCCACACCGCCUACCCUCAAAUACGUGGUGGACGACAUAUCAAAUUUAAUGGUUAUUUCUUCAAUCUUAGAUUUGCAGAUGGUGACAAGAGAAAAGGAAAAUUAAACAUUUACUUGCACGAUUCUUCAGAUGGUGUAAGAGGCCUGGACGCCGUUCUUCGUGCACGGCCAGAAUAACGUGGAGGUGCCCUUCGGCUCGCUGAUGAAGGUGGAGCUGAACGUGCGCCCAAGACUCUGGCUCAACGGCUACCAGCAGCGGUGCCGUGACGACGCAGGAUACCACCAGCGCAGCUGUCUGAACCGCUGCUUCGGGCGCGCGGUCCGGCGGGCUCUCAACUACAGCUGCAGCCUGGAUUGGUUUCUGGACGAGGGGAGCACCUGCCAGGACCCGGACCAGGCCUACACAAUGGCCAGCUACGUUGACGAGCAGGACUCUGCUCUGCUGCGUGACACCGACUGUCAGCGGCAGUGUCCGCAGCCGUGUCGCCUCAACUUUUUCCACUUCACGCCGUUCUCGCGCACCGAGCGUCCGGUGCUGGCGCGCCACCAGCUCUCCGUGCUCACCCUCUCCUUCCGCGACACCUUUUACCAGCUGACGCGCGAGAAACUCGUCUACGACUCCUUCACGCUAUUUGGAGAGGUGGGAGGCGCACUCAGCCUUCUACUCGGCAUGUCACUCACUUCUUGUAUGGACGGCUCGGCCAGGGCCCUCGACCUACUGUUUCGGCGACUUCAUCCAUGAGCAUGUAGCUGUCUGCGCCAACCGCCAGCAAUGGCACAUAUGCAGUACAGAAGACAGAAGAUUGCGAACGAAAACAAGUGGAUUUUUUUACCCAUAAUUUCGCUUCAAUUUUACCCGCAUGUAAAUAGAUGGUUGAAAACCAUAUGCCUAUUAAGUAAAUCGUGUUUUUAGCGUGACAAUAAAGAUUGAGCAGUGA
Amphibalanus amphitrite is the source of this 1382-nucleotide messenger RNA. RefSeq lists its product as uncharacterized. The coding region runs from base 647 to 1186 and encodes 179 amino acids. The transcript has 6 exons. The record is from RefSeq and is a predicted model, not a curated record. Gene Ontology annotation, cellular component: membrane. Gene Ontology annotation, molecular function: sodium channel activity. Gene Ontology annotation, biological process: sodium ion transport. NCBI's taxonomy places the organism in Eukaryota, Metazoa, Arthropoda, Thecostraca, Balanomorpha, Balanidae.